UUGCAUUUUUCGGUCGGGUUUUAGUGCCGGUCAGCUAGGCCAUGGUUUUGGGCUAGCCUUUACCCAGCGAUGGUAGAUAUCACCCAUCCAUGGGUAAGUGAUCCCGGGAUUCCAGAAUCAUUCCAUCCAGCAAUGGGAGAUAUUACCCAGCGAUGGGUAAGCAGCCUUUAGCCCAACUGAUUUCCAGAACCAUGCCAAACAGCGAUGGGAAGUUCUACCCAUCGCUGUUUAAGCCUUGGUCCAACAUUUUCACAAGGCAGAAUGCCCUUACCCAGCGACGGGAACCUUUACCCAUCGACGGGAACCCAGCGAUGGGAGGGCAUACCCAUGGCUGGGAAGCUUGUUUCCCUUGGUUGUACGAAGGAAAGGAGAAGCGCACCCGCUUUCUCACUUUCUUCUCUAAACGGGUUUUGGCUCCCCAACGGAUCGUCCCGGAGCGCUUCCCGGAGCUGCAGGGCUACGACGACCUCGACGCGCAGCUUCAUCAAGCCAGCCUUUGGCCAUUCGUCUCCCGGGCUCAGAAGGAGAUCAACUCGGCGCUGAUUCGGGUCUUCUACUCCAACCUCCGGCGUGAGGGCGACGUGCUCUACUCUCUUGUUAAGAGCACGCCGAUAGAGCUUUCCGUUGAGCAGUUUGGCCGCAUCGCCGGCCUCCCCUACCAAGGUGACGACGUCUCCCAAUAUGGCGGAGAGGACUGGGUGCUCAACAAAGAGGGCCUUAUCCUCACUGAGCUUAUCCGCCAUGCCUCGGGCCGCCCCACCAUCCACUCCGCAAACCCCGAGAGCUGGCUUCUUCUCUACAUCGUGUCCCGAAUCAUCAAGCCUCGGAAGCAUGGGCACACGAUCAUGUCCGGUGAGGACCUCAAGCUCAUCCAUGCGAUCAUGUACUCGGCGCCAAUCAAUUGGGCGAAGUUUGUCAUGAUCAACAUGACGAUUGCCGCAUCCACCGACCACGAUCACCUCCUCCCGUACCCGUUCGUGGUGAUGGACAUCCUUGAACGGUUCAAGGUGACCACCACCGUUGGCCUACUCACGAAGGCCACGAAGAUUUGGGCGAUCAGCACCCAGACCUUCAAAAAGCGGUCGGACAACGCCGGACCUGCCACUACAUCUGCCGCGCCACGGCGUCGUUCAGCUACUGGCCCAGCCGAACCCCAGGCCCGGGCCAACCUCGCCUCUUCUCAUCAGGUAACCAACUUCCAUUUCCAUAGCUCUUCUAUUUCUAGUCUUCCGGAUGAGGUACCGGAAACCUGGACAAAGAAGGUCCAAGGGUUGAUUGAAUCAGCCCUAGCAUCUCAACAUGCCUCCUUUAGGCAAGAUAUAGAGCAGAUGGAAGCCAGGUACAACAAACUGAUUGAGAAAUCCGAAGAGACACACUGCUCCAAUCUCAAGGAGAUAAGCAAGUCAGUGGAUAAGACUCUAGAGAUCAUUUCUCUAUUGAGUAACACUGUGAGCAACACGAUGGAGACAUAUGCAUCUGACAUUUAUCUUCAACUCAAGGAGGUUAACAAAAUCAGAGAGCAAAUAGCAAAUGUCACAGUUAGUCUACAAAAACAAAUGUCUCUUCUCCAAAUGGACAUCAGAGCACCUCUGGCAGUGUCUUCAGCAAAUCAAGUAGUAACCAAAGACUACUUGAAGGUAAUAAUUGACAAUCAGAAGGAAGCACACAAACUAUUCAGACUUCUUACCACAAAUUCUGGAAAUCGCAAGAUGGAAGUGGUUCUUCAACAACACAGUCCAUCCUUGAUUCCAGAGCUCCCUAUUGCAGUCAAAGAAAGAGAAGUCUCUUAUAUUCCUACGCAUCUGAACUUGACUGAUCUAAUCCUUGACGCUCAGAGAAGUAAUCCGGAAAACUCAACACAGCACCUAUCCAACUCAGGAUUGGAUGGAACAGAGGCUGUAGGAACAAUUGCUGCUCACUUCUCAAAUGAAAACCAAACAGAGGAGAGACGCAACAACAUAAGGCGCAUCAAAGAACUAUGUGGAAACAUGCAAGGCAUCAGGGAGAUUGCUGGAUCUUCAAAGCGCAAGAAGCACUAAAGGUUUUUUUUCAUCAAACCAGGGGGAAAGUAUGUGAAAACAUUAAUUUGCUUUGAUGAAAACACCUUCUUGUUUAAACAUUGCUUGAUUGGUUUAAACAUUGCUUUAAUAUUUCUCUUAAUUGUGCUUACUAUGCUUGAUUUUGCCUAUUUCAAGUAUGAUUUUGAGAUUUAUUCCUAGCGCAUACAUUCAGGGGGAACUUAACUAGUUUUUG
Molecule: messenger RNA, 2253 nt
Organism: Cuscuta campestris
Lineage: Eukaryota; Viridiplantae; Streptophyta; Magnoliopsida; Solanales; Convolvulaceae
Source: the annotation of a GenBank genome assembly